Parascedosporium putredinis is the source of this 753-nucleotide messenger RNA. The record is from the annotation of a GenBank genome assembly. NCBI's taxonomy places the organism in Eukaryota, Fungi, Ascomycota, Sordariomycetes, Microascales, Microascaceae.
AUGUCGUCCCCGUCCUGGGACUACAUCGCCAAGCUCGUGUGCAUAGGCGACUCAGGAUGCGGUAAAUCCAGCCUCACCAUCCGCCUCUGCGAAGGCCGCUUCUCCCCCACCACGAUGUCACCAUCGGCGUCGAGUUCGGCUCCCGCAUCACUCCUCCCCGCCAGAAGACUCUCCCGCCGCUGCCACCGCCACCAAGGACGGCGCCGCCGGCCUCCCGAACCCCCGCGCAACCCUCCGGCCGCCGCCACGGGACCUCAAAAGCACAUGAAGCUCUCCCUCUGGGACACCGCCGGCCAGGAGACGUACAAAUCCGUCACCCGCUCCUAUUUCCGCGGCGCCUCGGGCGCCCUCCUCGUCUUCGACCUCUGCCGCCGCCAGACCUUUCUCCACGUCACCGACUGGCUCAACGACCUCCGCCAAAUCGCCGAGCCCGACAUCGUCGUCGUCCUCGUCGGCAACAAGGCUGACCUCACCCUCGACAGUGCCGAUGGCGAGAAUAAGCGCGAGGUCACCCGCGACGAGGCCGAGGACUGGGCUCGCCGCAACGGCGUCCUCGAGUACGUCGAGACGAGCGCCAAGAGCGGAGAGAACGUCGAGAAUGCCUUCAUGAGGGUCUCUGAGAGGAUAUACCAGAAUAUUCAGGCAGGCAGAUAUGACUUGAACGACAGGAGAUCCGGCGUCAAGGGCCCCAGCGCCGGAGGUAGCCGGAACGUCGCCCUAAAACGCCCUCCUCAGAACUCUGGCUGCUGUUGA